Populus trichocarpa (black cottonwood) is the source of this 1991-nucleotide messenger RNA. Its product is annotated as plant intracellular Ras-group-related LRR protein 5. The transcript has 3 exons. Bases 151 to 1725 code for a protein of 524 amino acids. Gene Ontology annotation, molecular function: protein binding. Lineage: Eukaryota; Viridiplantae; Streptophyta; Magnoliopsida; Malpighiales; Salicaceae. The record is from RefSeq and is a predicted model, not a curated record.
UUUAAUUUAAUUAUUCCAUAGAUUAGACCGGUGAUAAUUAUAUAAAUUCAGUAGCUGUAACCAUUUCCAGUUCAAAUCAUAUUCAAUAAGAAAUAAAACAAAGUUCACAUAUACAGCCCAUUUGUAGGCUUCCUCAAGAUCGCUAUAGCCAUGGCUGUGAAAACCAGCAAAGAUCAAGACCCUUCACCUGCUCUUUUAGAUGCAGUGGAAGAAAUCAUGAGACUCUACAAAUCACUACCGUCAAGACCCUCCAUCGAAGAAGUUGAAGCAGCCAUUUCUGUGAUCAAGACUGUCAACAAUGAAGAGCAGGCAAAGCUUGAUGAUAUUUCAGACCAGGAAUGUCCUCAAGAUGUCCCACGGGAGCUCUUCUCCGUGCUACAACAAGCGAGAAAGACCGCGUUGUUGUUUAAAAGCCAUGAACAGAGAAAAGAGGCUCUUCAAUUGGUUGAAGUUGACAAGAUGUUCGAGACCUUUGAUGGGUUGAUUCAAAAAUCUUCUCUGUUGGUUUCCGGUGGUACUCAGAAGGAGAAACUGGUUUCUAUCAGUGAGUCAGUUGAGGAAAUUGAGAAAGAAAGUGUGGUUAGUGAUGAAAGUUUGAUCAAGAAGAGAGAAGAUGGAGAAUCGAAGAAAGAUAGCUUCAAGGGUUUGGCGAAGAGCUCUUCCUCGAAAGCUACUUUCUUUUCAGGUGAAGUGGGCACUGAGAAAUUAAGUCUAAUGAAGGUGGCAGCGAUCAUAGAAAAUUCUGCAAAAACUGGAGCUGUAGUUCUUGAUCUUAGAGGCAAGUUGAUGGAUAAAGUUGAGUGGCUCCCUCUGUCAAUUGGGAAAUUAUCAGUUAUUACCGAAUUGGACUUAUCCGAAAACCAAAUUAUGGCACUUCCAUCCACCAUUAAUAACCUCAAAGCCUUGACAAAGUUGGAUGUCCACUCAAACCAACUAAUAAACCUUCCUGAGUCAUUUGGGGAGCUAAUCAAUCUCACCGAUCUCGAUCUCCAUGCAAACAGGUUAAGAUUAUUGCCAGCUUCUUUUGGGAAGUUGACAAACCUUGAGAAUCUUGAUUUGGGUUCAAAUCAGUUCACUCAGUUGCCAGAGACUAUUGGGAGUUUGACCAGCUUGAAGAAAUUGAACGUGGAAACAAAUGAACUUGAGGAGCUUCCACACACAAUUGGAAGUUGCACGUCACUAGUGGAGCUGAGAUUAGAUUUCAAUCAGCUCAGAGCUCUUCCCGAGGCAAUUGGAAAGCUGGCUUGUUUGGAGAUUCUUACUUUGCACUAUAACAGAAUUAGAGGGUUACCAACAACGAUGGGCCAUCUUUCCAAUUUGAGGGAACUUGUUGUAAGCUUCAAUGAACUAGAAUUCAUACCUGAAAACCUGUGUUUUGCAGAAAAUCUCAGGAAAUUGAAUGUUGCAAAUAACUUCGCGGAUCUAAGAGCAUUGCCACGAAAUAUCGGAAACCUUGAAUUGCUCGAGGAGUUGGAUAUAAGUGAUGAUCAGAUCAGAGUCUUGCCAGAUUCUUUUAGGCUCUUGUUAAAAUUGGUAGUUUUUCGUGCUGACGAAACUCCUCUGGAAGUUCCACCAAGACAAGUAACUACAUUGGGCGCUCAGGCUGUUGUUCAGUUCAUGGCUACACUUGUUAACAAGAGAGACACAAACCCUCAAUUGUCAAAGAAGAAGAAGGGUUUUUGGCACAGGGUCUGCCUAAUCUUUUGGCCUUGCCGGAGCAACUAAACCCUCUAGUUGACCAAUGCUUGAAGUCAUAUACAUGUUUAUCGUUGAUGUGCAUAAGCUGAAAUGUCCUGCUUUUCCGACAAGUUUUCAUUUUGUAUUGGUUAAUGUAUAAAUCAUUCCUUGAGACAACGCUGGCUUUGUUUAGUUCAAUUGUAAUUAAGGAGAAACAAUGUAAAGGCAUUCCUAUUCUGCAAAAUCAUUUCUACUGUGAGAUACGUUAUCUGUAAUUUUCUGCAAUUAUUUUAAGAGAUGAACUAUUCUUUAAA